Molecule: messenger RNA, 1248 nt
Organism: Ceratotherium simum simum (southern white rhinoceros)
Lineage: Eukaryota; Metazoa; Chordata; Mammalia; Perissodactyla; Rhinocerotidae
Gene: CCDC54
Product: coiled-coil domain containing 54
Source: RefSeq, a predicted model, not a curated record
GCUCUCCAGUUGGACCUCGCUAUAGGAAGCUGACCAACUCAGAGUGCCUACUCUUGCCUUUGAUGUUCUCCAUAAGGCCUCCUAUGAUUUUACCAGAAAAGACAUUCAACAAAUAGUAAGAGAAAGACCAUUUCAUUCUGACUUUGCUUCUUUCUUUGAUUCUGGUCAGGUUUCCCAACACCUUGCCUCUUGUUUCAUUAUGAAAGAUGUACAGACUUCAAACCAAAAGGGUAAAAGCUGCUGUAGGGCAGAUGUGGACUUCAAAUCUCUCCAAAAUCAGACAAUCUCUUAAAAAUGUUUAUCAUAAGUGUAAGAACCAGCACACAGAUUCAACUAGACAUCCAACGAUGACUUCCUAUGAUUGUGAUCAAGAUGAUGUUAAUACUGAUGAAGAAAUGAAUCUUAAAGUAAUGCUCCAAGAUAUUAAAACCGCCCAAAUUGAACUCCUUAGCCAAAUGACUGACAUUGUCAGUGCAGUAUCAAAAAUCCGAGAAAAGACGGACUUUCAUCAGAAGCAGAUGGAGGUCCUGGAAACCAGAAUGGAUGUUAAUGAAGACAAACAACACACAGUAACUAAAGAUGUCUUCUCCAUGAAAGAAAACAUUGAUGCUUUAAAGAAGAAGGUGACAGAACCAGAAAACCAGAAUUCUUCCUCCAGCAUCCACUGCUUAGAGACACUGGAAGGAGAAAAGGGUAAAGAGUUCAUAGAACUUCUUCACAAACUCAUACAACCAGAAACUUUGAAGAACACAUCAGCCUCUACAGACUCUGAAAUCUCUUCAGCAGAACCAGAGAAAGUAUCCAGUUAUCACAAGCCCACUGAUCAUCUUGAGGAAAAAACAAUUUCUCCCAAAAUUAAACCUCUGAAGAAAAGUAACCACCAAAAUUCAUUAAGAAGCUUUAAAAAAGCAAAGUCAAAUAUUUAUAUUUACCCAGACUUUAGCACAUGGAUCAAGCUAACUUUUGUUUAUGGAGGAAAGUGGAGAUUUUUCCUCAGUGCUACCAAGUUAGAGGAAUUCAUCCAGUGGCUUCUUUCUAGGCCAACCAUCCCUCUUGAGGAACCACAACUCACAAGCCAGAGAUAUUGUCCAUUCUCUGGGCCUAUUGCGAGCUUGACCAGAAUCUGUCUCUCUGUUUUCAACUAUAUUUACUGUCUUUUUGGUUCCUCAAAAGAGGAAGUAACUCGACUGUAGAGUUAUUUUCUGCUUUGCUUGGCAUAAAAUAAAUGUAACCUGGUCACUUCAAGCA